Prorocentrum cordatum is the source of this 1316-nucleotide messenger RNA. Lineage: Eukaryota; Dinophyceae; Prorocentrales; Prorocentraceae. The record is from the annotation of a GenBank genome assembly.
CAAGCUUUUCUGACUCAAGCCACCACCCAGGCAACGACUUGCGCAAAGACGACCGUCACCCCAGAGCUCACGCCCCUGGCGUGCGCCGGGGGCCUCCCGACGACGCCUGCCGGCAAUGCUGGCUGCGCGCAGUCCGCCACGGGCGCUGGCGCCGGACGUCGCGGUGGAGCUCGGGGCAGAGUUCACGGACGACCGCCAGAUGGCCCAGCUGCGCAGCGUGAUCGACGAGCGCUUCCGGGCCGUGGUCCAGGCGGAGCUCGGGGCGGUCUUCGGCCCGUGCCCCUCCUGCCCCCUCGGCGUGUCGCGUGCGGAGCCCGGCGCCUGCGCGGCGGAGUCCAGCGGCGGCCUUGCGCGGCAGUGCGACUUCGGCCGCUCGCUGGCCGAUGGCGUGCAGUACAGCGGGUCGGGCAGCCAGGCCACGGGGGAGGGGAAGAAGCGGCUCACGAGAGUCGGACUCAGCCAGGAGGACAAGGCGACCAGGCGAGUCGUGCACGAGCUCAACGGUGGGACAGGCAGUUGUAGCACGUCCGAGCCGACGCGAAGCCUCCGGUUGGAAGGUCGCGCACGGCUCAGGCACAUGGCCUCCAAGUUGGUCCAUGAGAAUCCGUGGUUUGACUUCGUGCUGGGCUUGCUGAUCAUCUCGAAUUCCGUGCUCAUCGGCGUCGAGACGCAGCUCCGAUUGGAAGAUGAAAGCGGACCCCCUCCUUAUCUGUUCUGGAUUGAAUCCUUCUUUCUAGUUUGUUUUGUCUCAGAGCUCUGUGUGCAUUGGCUGGCUGACGGAACGGACAACUUGUCCAGCGGUUGGUUCUGGUUUGAUUCUAUAGUUCUCGUGGCAACUGGCAUUGUCUACACUUGGAUCGUCGACCCCAUCCUGGCCGCUACGUCCCAGGAUCUGCCGCUCGUCUCUCAGAUACUGACCCUGCGCGUCCUCCGCUUGCUGCGGCUGGUCAGGGCGCUCAGGUUGAUGGACCACUUCAAGGAGUUGUGGAAGCUCUGCAGCGGGCUGCUCAGGUCGUCCCGCACGAUGCUCUCCGUGUGCGCGCUGGUGAUCAUAGCUCUGUUCGUCUUCGGCUGCCUGGGGGUCGAUCUGAUCGCCACUUCGCCCAAGCUCAACCAGAAUGAGGAGACGCGGGCGAUCAUCGAGGUGCAUUUUUCGAGCUUGAUGGUGACCCUUCUCACCCUAAUGCAGUUCGCCAACGCCGACUCGAUCGGAAGCAUCUACCUGCCGCUCUGCAAAGUCGAGCCGUUCCUGGUGGUGUACUUCCUCGUGAUGUGGCUCGUCGUGACCGUGGCCCUCAUGAAUUUGGUUACCGCUA